ACACGUGAGGUUUUUCAAUUCAAAAGACUACAGAUAGUACAUUUUACACUUCUAGAAAGUGGUUGGCUUUGUGCUUUUGCAAACAGAUAAGGAGUCCUAUAACUUCACUACACAUGAUUUCGGUGCUAAUAGGGCUCUAAAAUGGAUGUUUUGAGACCAUCGUUGAUUAACAUCAAUGGGAGAAUUUACAGGAAAAAUAUCACCAGGGAACAGACUUACCAAAACGAAGAAGAGGACUUUGAUUAUUCGGCUAGCCCAGAAUGUUUGGAUGAGCCCUGUGACACAGUGGAAGUGGAACAAACAGAAAAGGGCUAUCGCUGUGCUAUAGAUGUCCCCAGUGUUCUCUACAAAUAUAUCAUAGGGAAGAAAGGUGACACCAGAAAAAGAUUGGAGACUGAAACACGUACUUCUAUCAACAUCCCGAAACAAGGAGUGGAGGGGCAGAUAGUCAUCACCGGUCAGCAACGAGCCUCAGUGAUCUCUGCCUGUACCCGCAUUGAGGUCCUGAUGGAAAGUUUCCGGAGGAAGCAGCCCUUCACUCAUUUCCUGUCCUUUGCUCUAAAUCAGCCAGAGAUCCAGGAGCGAUACCUGCAGUUCAAAGACGAGGUGCUGAAAAACUGUUCCCAGGAUGAUGGUGUAGACAGCAGCAUUUUCCAGAAUCCAGCCAAGCUCCAUCUGACUAUUGGUACUCUGUCCCUGCUGAAUGAAAAGGAAGUGACAAAAGCAUGUGAAUUGCUUCAGCAGUGCAAGGAGGACUUUAUCAAGGACAUUACCGGAAGUAAGCCUCUUCCACUUGAGAUAGUGGGCAUUGAGUACAUGAACGAUGACCCUGCUAUGGUGGAUGUGCUAUAUGCCAAAGUGCACCCAAAGGAUGGGUCUGACAAAUUACAGCUCAUUGCAGACCAGCUGGUGAAAAACUUUGUAAGUUCAGGCCUGAUGACUAAGGAGUGGGACAGAGUGAAGCUUCACGCCACAGUCAUGAACACAGUCUUCAGAAAGGACCCCUCAGCUGAGGACAAGAGAGAAUCAGGGAGGCAAGGUCUAAAGGACCGGGAAUCAUUUGAUGCUCGAAAUCUAAUGAAGAUGUUCGGGAAAUAUAAUUUCGGAAAUCUGGAUCUGAAUGCAGUUCAAGUGUCCCAGAGGUUUUCAACAGACUGCUCUGGCUACUACACCUCGUCAGGACUUAUCACAUUUUCAUGAAGAAUACAAGCAAAUCAAGGGUACGGAAACAUGGGGAAGAGAAGCAGUCCAGUUUAAAAAAAAAAAAAAGCUUGUUAACUACAAUUUCUUUAUAUAACUGAAAUGUAGCUCUAGAAUUUGCAGUGUGAGCUUGGAUAUAUGUAGAUGUGUCCGGUGUCUUAUAGUUAGUCAUGCACCUGGAAUAUUUGGUUUAUCUGUAAGGCUAGGCAAAUUUAAUAUGUAAACGCGUUUAAUUGAACUAUUGUUAUUAUACCAGGUAUAGAGAUUUUAAUUAUUAACAGCUGGAUGCUUCUUUUGAGGAAAUGCGCUUCUUCCACUAGCUGUCACUGGAGAGAAUCUCUUAAAAUGAUUAGGGAUAAAAAUAAAACUGGAAUAACAAGAUGUGAUAAGAGAGCAGGAAUAACAUGUUAAGUCAGCUCUGCCAUUUGACUUUGAUGCAUGGCACACAAACAAGGAUAAUUACUUAAAGGGACUGGCUUUCUCUAAUAACAUGUGUAAUAUAAACCCUUCUUGCUUUGAGACUUCCAGCAAGAUACAAGUGAAAAAUAAAAAAUAAGUUGAUUUUAAAUUGAAAUGGUUUGUUAGGCAGAUAGCUGUGUUCCCUGUUGUGCCUUGUUCUGUCUGUGUAUAGCCCUGAAAAGUUAAUGUAAUAAAAACUCACUUUGUACAAGAACAAUUGAAGAUUAUAUUAGGCAUGCAGUUUUUUUCAGUCAUUGUCAGGCCAACCAAAUUCGCACUCAGCCAUGAAAUGUAGAGUAUUUGGUUAAAAUGCUUUAAGCAUUGCAAAAUAAUGCUGUAUAUGAAGAUAAGUUACAAUUUUAAUAAUAAUUGCUUUUUAUGAUAUUGGUUGUAUUCUAAAACUGUUAUACCAGUACCUUGGUAAAUUAUAAAACAAAUGUUCUCUCAGGAUUAAGAUUUCAGUUUUUGGUUGUGUCGUAGUGCAAGGUAAGAUAUAUUAUUUUGUUAUUCGUAACUUUAAACAGCAAUAAAACAAUCAGUAAUACUAAAAUAAAUUAUGUGUUUUUGGUGAACAAACCAUUCACCAAAACUGGGGUAUUUUAAAACAAGUUCCAUAUGAAAUGAAGAUAUGCCCACAUUCAUUACACAUUUUAUUGAUCACAGAGCCAAUCUGAGGCCCAUUGAAAAGUCAUAAUGGAUUUUGAAUUAAACGGUGAGUCUCCUAAGAGGUCAAUUCUCACAAGCCUGUGAAUUGGUUGUUUGAUCAAUUACAAGUAAGAAGGUUCUGCCUGGGGACUGCAUGGGUUUCUCAGUACUGCCAUGCUCUGAUACCAAAAGCUAUUUCAAUGUUAAUUGUAAAAGGUCAGCGAAUCCUCCACUGUGUAGUUGCUGUAUUUCAUUUGUGUAAUUUUCUAAAAGGAAACGGUAUUAACACCAGGUUUUACAAAAAUAGCAUAUACUGUAAAGCACAAAAGGAAGUUCGUCAUCUAAGUUAACCAAGUACCUUUUUAAUGCCUUGAUUCAGCACUGAUUUACAUCUUUAAAUUUUCAGUUGCUUACUAGAUUGGUGUUGGUGUUGAUGUUUGAGUAAAGCAGUGGUGGCCAAACCCUGCCCUGGGGAACGGGAGGUGUCAAAUGUGGCUGUUCAGACUUGAGAAUUACUGUGUGAGCCACGGGGUUCCUCUUUAUGGAAUCACUUUUAACUAAUCAGCUUUUGAGUUUUCAGACAGAUUACUUGGUUGAAUGACAGUGUAUAUAUACGGUAGAAUCAACUAUGUGCCAACCUCUGCUGAAACAUUUUAAUUAUUUUGCUGGUGUGUGGGCCAAUUACAUAAAUUGCCAUCUCAGUAGAGGCACUGUACUCUGUAAUGGCUCCCAGAGGAAAACAGUUUAGCCUCCCUUAACUCUGAGAGAUGGUACAAGUAUUUUAUUAAAACUAGAUAAAGUGAGGACAAUUUUUGCCUGAUUCCAGAUCUCCAGUAUAACUAUAGUCUUUUGAAGGUAUAUUCACUCAGCAAUAAUGCAAUAUCCCUUUAUUUCUGAGUUUGUUAUUUUCUCUUACAGGAAUAUCAUUGCCAGUCUGCCCUAUUUAAUUACUACAGUAGGUAUAUAAAAAUAGUUCAGUACUUAGUUGAUAAAUAAAUGUAAUUUAUUGUUGAUUACAAAAUAGUCCAUCAUAAUUAACCAUUUUGUCUUGUUAAACCUAAGCAUGUCUGCCAUGUACUGUCAUUUCCCUAGAAUACUGCACAGCACUCCCCUUAUAAUUGUUAAGCUUGUUUGACCUUGUAAACAUUUUGAAAUAACAGUGGCAUUAUUA
This is a messenger RNA of Polyodon spathula (Mississippi paddlefish), 3475 nucleotides long. It is a transcript of the gene ascc1, whose product is annotated as activating signal cointegrator 1 complex subunit 1. Gene Ontology annotation, biological process: regulation of DNA-templated transcription; DNA alkylation repair. Gene Ontology annotation, cellular component: nucleus. Gene Ontology annotation, molecular function: RNA binding. NCBI's taxonomy places the organism in Eukaryota, Metazoa, Chordata, Actinopteri, Acipenseriformes, Polyodontidae. Bases 142 to 1200 code for a protein of 352 amino acids. The record is from RefSeq and is a predicted model, not a curated record. The transcript has 10 exons.